This is a messenger RNA of Stylonychia lemnae, 663 nucleotides long. The record is from the annotation of a GenBank genome assembly. NCBI's taxonomy places the organism in Eukaryota, Ciliophora, Spirotrichea, Sporadotrichida, Oxytrichidae.
AUGGCUUCGUAAUCUCAGCAACAAGCUUUUGAUUUAAAGAUUGACAUUGGACUUGUAGGAAAUUCUGAUGUGGGCAAGACUUGUCUCAUAUAAAAAUAUUAAUAUCAAGACAAUUACUAAAUUCCUCUCAAAAAGCAAACAACUUUAGGUAUUGAAACUAAAGUAGUCAAAUUGAAAAUUCAAGGGUAGAUGGUUAAAGUUGUAUUAUGGGACCCAGCAGGUCAGGAGCGCUUCGAAUCAAUGACGAAACAGUUUUACUAGAAUUUGGAUGGGGUGAUGCUAGUCUUUGAUAUGACAAAUGAAAAAUCCUAUAAUAAUCUGACCAAAUGGCUAGGCUAGAUUAAUGAGAUCAGACCUUGCCCUUAUGUUAUUACAGCAAAUAAAGCAGAUCUUGAAGAAUAAAGAAUGAUUUGUGAUGAAUAAGUUGAAUUAAUUGAGCAGAAGUUCAACACUCAGUGCAUUUUAACAAGUGCAAUGACUGGAUAAAAUGUCGAGGAGGCUUUCAAUACACUGAUUAACACCAUUAUUCAGAUAAAAUUAUAAAAGCUUCACAAGACUGGGUCAACUGAACAGAACUCUCCAACAAUGACAAGUGCAUCAUAAAAACAUAAGAAUAGUAAGAUAGUAAGGAAAGGUAAAAAGAAGGAGUCUAAGUGCUGCUGA